Marasmius oreades (fairy-ring Marasmius) is the source of this 2878-nucleotide messenger RNA. RefSeq lists its product as uncharacterized. The record is from RefSeq and is a predicted model, not a curated record. The transcript has 6 exons. Gene Ontology annotation, biological process: protein phosphorylation. Gene Ontology annotation, molecular function: protein kinase activity; ATP binding. Bases 402 to 2381 code for a protein of 659 amino acids. Lineage: Eukaryota; Fungi; Basidiomycota; Agaricomycetes; Agaricales; Marasmiaceae.
GCGCAUUAUUAUAUUAUUUGAGCACCGAUGACUGUGGGUACUGUGUAGUGUGACUGCGGUGGUGACGCAUAAUGUGACUGUCUCAGCAAGCUGCAGGCCCCAGCUCUCGAUCUCAGCAGCGCCAGUGGCAACAGCCUCUUUUCUCCUUCGUCUGCAUCUCCCGCCAUCUCCUUCGUCGUCGGCAUUAUCGUCCUCGUCUCCGAAUUGACCCUUCCGAGAAACUCUUCAUUACCCUUUCUUGACGGUCUCCGACCUCCUAGCCCACCUUCCUUCAUUCCCAGCCUUUCGGUACCAGCUCAUUCGGACAUUCUCGCUACGUCCUCCCACCCAUCUUACUACCGACUCAUUCACAAAGAUCCAGAUAUUACUAGUCCCACAUUCGACCUGACAAUCUCGGCGAUAUGGUGGCGGACCAGAAGAUCCGACCCCGAGAACCCGUUCCCAUUCCAAGUAGCAAUCCGGCCAGCCAAUAUACCCUCCUCGAGAAGUUGGGCACAGGAAGCUUUGGGACCGUUUAUAAGGCAAUGCACAAUGAGACGAAACAGAUAGUAGCGAUAAAACAGAUAGAUCUAGAAGAUUCAGACGACGACAUAUCAGAAAUUCAACAAGAGAUCGCCAGCCUUGCACAGUGCGAUUCCGAAUAUGUCACUCGAUAUUAUGGAUCCUUCGUCGUUGCCUAUAAGUUAUGGAUCAUCAUGGAGUAUCUUGCUGGAGGAUCAUGUUUAGACCUCUUGAAAGCAGGCUCCUUCUCAGAAGCACAUAUCGCAGUUAUUUGUCGAGAGCUCUUAUUGGGCUUGGAUUACCUACAUACAGAAGGCACCAUUCACCGGGACAUCAAAGCCGCAAACGUCCUCCUUUCGUCCUCUGGGAAAGUCAAGUUGGCCGAUUUUGGUGUGGCUGCUCAACUCACAAGUACCUUACGACAUACAUUUGUCGGCACGCCAUUUUGGAUGGCACCAGAAGUCAUUCGUCAGGCUGGUUACGAUGCUAAAGCGGACAUGUGGAGUCUGGGUAUCACUGCUAUCGAAAUGGCAAAGGGAGAGCCACCCCUCGCAGAGUAUCACCCCAUGCGUGUGUUGUUCCUCAUCCCAAAGGCUAAACCCCCAGUACUGGAAGGGCCUUUUUCGGCUGCGUUUAAAGACUUCGUGAGUCUAUGUCUCACGAAAGAUCCUAGAGCGCGACCUACGGCGAAUGAAUUAUUACAACACCGAUUUAUCCGUGGAGCACGCAAGACUUCAUAUCUAACAGAACUCAUAGAGCGAUACCAAGACUACCGAUCACGGUCGCCGCAGAAGGGCAACCAGAUGUACCAGGCAACCAUACGGAAUAGUAUGCACUGGGACGGGAAUGUUAGUAUGAGGAGUGACUGGAAUUUUGACACAAUCAAGACGUCGUCGGUGAUGGGGACUUUCCGUAGCAUGGCGAAGGAUUUGGUUAUUUCAGACACCGAAGAAGAUGCUUUCGAAGAGGAACCGGCGAUGGAUACAAUAGAUACUGGUGGUGCUACCAAGGGGACAGGUGGAAUGAACGAACCUGGUGGCCAGUCCACAAUGGUCCUCAAGGAUGCCCCCACAUCAUCAUCUUCUGAGAAGGAUAUGGCCUCCUUACUCGAGGCGAGCAACGACUCUUCGGACUCUGGUGAUUCUUCUCCCCAAGAGACCACACCGCCGCCAGCUUACAGUGGAUCGAUGCGCAGUAGUCGGCGAUCAUCAUACGCCGCUCGAAACAGCGUCAAUGGUGCCGGGACUGUCAUGCGGGAAGCAGAUUUUGGGAAUGGCAUAGAUACGAUAAGACCGGUGAAGAAGGUGGAUGCAGCUGGCUCGUUGAAAAUGUCGGCGGAACACGUUGGAAAUCUUCGGAGAGAAGGAAGCUCCUCUGUUCCGACGUCGCCUACUACACACAAGCGAUCCAUUAGUGAACUGGGAAGAGCAGGGACGGCGAUAGUAGAUCAAGUUGUACUUCCCAUCCUGGAAAAGGCGAAUCGGGAUGAUAUGGAUGCUCGGGAGAUUGAAUCUCUGAGUAUGCUCACAAGGGGAUUCACGGAGCUUAAGGAUUCCAAUCCCGAACUGGCUUACAAUAUCGUUCUUGACAUUUUAUCAGGCAUCAACGAAAAUCCUACAGUACGACAACAUAUACAAACAUCCCGAGGACUAUUCCCCCACAAACGAAUCAUUCGAAAGAGUGAAAUGACUGCUAAGGGACUGGUCGUGACUGAGGUGCAAGAGGAGAUCUCUGGACUUCCCAGUUCCAGCAGUAGUCAGAGUAAUCAGGAUGGGAAGAACGACGACGGUGCAUCUGCUAUCCGUCGAUCACCAAUUGCGGAGUUGCUCUACAUGCGGUGGCUGGAUGGCCUCAAGAUUAAGUGGCCGAAUAUCCUCUAAAAACCUCCUUUCCGCUUCUUCCAACAUAUCUUAUUGUUCAGCCUAUUACGAGCAUCGAAAUAACGAACAAAGGCUCGGUUUAUCUCGGACGUUUACACAGCAUCUGCCAUACGGCGAAUUUAAUGAUAUUUAUCUUUUUGUUCUUCUUCACAUCCGCAUGUCGUUGUUGAGUUGUUUGUUUCGUUUCGUUGUAUCGUGUUGUUUUGGGUUGUGCUCCCUGCUAUUCCGUUUGUUCGACGUUCUCUCUUACGGACAGUGUUAGGCUUCUGUCUCUCCCGUUUCCUUUUCCCUUGUUCGCUCCACAAUCCACAUAUUGAUUAGCCCCCAUUUCCAUUCAAGACACGCCAUCGAUCCCGGUAUUUAAUGCUUCUUCCUAUGCUAUUCACGAUCAUCUGCACGAUUUCUCACUACUUCUCUCUUGUAUGUCUCCAACGAUAGCUAUAGUUAACGAUACGAUAACAGAGUUGUACUCUUCACGACAAUCAAUCAUGACAUCG